GCCCACUUCAACCCCACCAUCCUUUCGUUCGAAGAGGCAAGGUUGCGCGGGCGCUAUAUAGCACCGCCUCUUCUUCUCCGUAUCCGUCGUCUUCUCCGGUGUGCUGAAAGAAACCUUCCGGCGUCCUAAAACCAGGAAACAGGAAAUGGAUCGUGAAGAAUGUCGGCAGGCGCUACUGACUCGAGUUCUGGGACUUCAGAUGCUUAACCGAUGGGGUGCAGAAGAAAUUGUUCACCGCAUCUUCAACGUACUUACACUUGAAAAUAUCAGGCUGUAUGUGAAUGCACCGGCUGCAGACAUACGCACCCUGAUUGUCAGGAUGGAGUCUGAGUUGCUGCCCAGGGCUCCAUCACCAGGGUCUGAGUUCCCGCCCCCCUCUUGGGCCCCUCAGGGUCAGGCUCUUCCUGCUGAUCAAAUCGGAACUUCGCAGCUCCCUGGUUCAUCAAGCGUCUCAGAUGAUGGAAUGCGUGAUUUCCUGGACCCCUCUUGGAACUCCCAGGGUCAGUCAAGCAGCACUUCUGUGGCGGUCCAGUCUGCCCACACUGGUCAAACUGAAACUUCACAGCUCCCUGGCUUCUCAAGUGUCCCAGACGAUGGAGUGCGUGAUUCUCUGGACCCCUCUUGUUACUCUCAGGCUCAGUCAAGCGGCACUUCUGUGGGGACCCAGUCUGCCCAGGCUGGUCAGCAUUCACAAUUGUCAAGUGUCCCAGGGUGCUCAAAUGUCACUGGAUGUCCUCCCAGUAGCUCAAGGCAGUGGCCUGACACCUGCCGCGUCUACAUCUCUACACGUGGACUUUGCCCGAUGGGUUUAAGUUGUGGUUUCUCUCAUGGAUUUGGGUCAUCAGGAAAAUUUGAGAUGGAAAUCAGGGGAAUUCUGCUGCAGAUGGGAAGACCAGUUUUCAUAGGGGAGGUGCCAAGGUUGUACUUCCUUCUGUACCAAAAGGAUCUGCCAGUGGGAUCUGUUUUGGAUCCUUGGGCCCUACCAAUGUUGCUUCGGGCUCUGCAUACAGUUUGUUGGAUUCCUGACAGGCCUCGAAAUUUUCUAGUCCUGGUGGAACAUUCGCAGGCAUACCUGAAUUACCCUAAUCAUCUACGUAUCGUCUUGUAA
Lolium rigidum is the source of this 1108-nucleotide messenger RNA. RefSeq lists its product as uncharacterized. Gene Ontology annotation, molecular function: metal ion binding. The record is from RefSeq and is a predicted model, not a curated record. Lineage: Eukaryota; Viridiplantae; Streptophyta; Magnoliopsida; Poales; Poaceae. Bases 146 to 1108 code for a protein of 320 amino acids. The transcript has 4 exons.